AUGAGCAACUCAAUCAACAUCGAUCUCAGAGGUCUCACUCCUGCUCCAGUCACACCUUUCAACGAGGACGGUUCCGUCGACUACGAUGCAAUUCAGCGUCUUGGUUCGUGGCUGGGAAGCAUCGAAGGUGUCACUGGUCUCGUUGUUCUAGGUCAUGCUGGCGAAGGAACAUUCCUGACUCAAGACGAACAAGAAAAGGUCAUCAGAGCCUUUGUCCGAUCUGUCGACGACAGAAUCCCAAUUAUUGCCGGUAUCACUGGCGAAGGCACCGAAGUAGCAGCACUCGAAGCCAAGCGUGCCAAAGCUGCCGGUGCAAAGGCUGGUCUGCUCUACCCUUCGCACGGAUGGUUGCGUUUCGGUUAUCAAGAUGGUGCACCUCAAGACCGUUACAAGGUUGUCUACGAGACCAGCAAGCUCCCUCUUAUUCUUUUCCAAUACCCCGACAACACAAAGGCAACCUACAGUCUGCAGACUAUGCUCGAUAUCUCAGCACAGCCUGGUGUGUUCGCCAUGAAAAACGGUGUCCGCAACAUGCGCCGCUGGGACGUUGAGAUUCCCAUCAUCCAUAAGCAGCGCCCUGAUCUUCAGAUUCUGACUUGUCACGACGAGUAUCUUCUCCACACAGCCUUCGACAUUGAUGGUUUCCUCGUCGGAUACGGCAACAUUGCCCCCGAGCUCUUGAUCCAGAUGAUCGAGGCCGGCAAGGCCAAGGACUACGCCAGAGCUAGGCAACUGCACGAUCAGCUGCUUCCUCUGACUAGAGCUGUCUACCACCGUGGAAGUCAUAUGGAAGGCACUGUUGCCUUGAAGCACGCUCUUGUGGCAAGAGGCAUCCUUAACCACGCUACUGUACGCUCACCGCUUAUGCCUCUCGCCGAAGGUGCAGACAAGGAGAUUCAUGCUGCAGUCCAAUUUGCAGAUCUGCCAAAGAUCAAUGUCAGCAAGCUUCAAUCGAAUGGAAGCAAUGGAGUGAACGGAAGAAAUGGUACUAACGGCUAUCACUGA
This is a messenger RNA of Aureobasidium namibiae CBS 147.97, 1005 nucleotides long. RefSeq names its product aldolase. Gene Ontology annotation, molecular function: 4-hydroxy-tetrahydrodipicolinate synthase activity. Bases 1 to 1005 code for a protein of 334 amino acids. NCBI's taxonomy places the organism in Eukaryota, Fungi, Ascomycota, Dothideomycetes, Dothideales, Saccotheciaceae. The record is from RefSeq and is a predicted model, not a curated record. The transcript has a single exon.